AUGUAUGUGUGCGAAUUCCUGCAGUUGCAGAAGAAAGAAUUCCCCACUGCCCUCAAGGGCAAACACAGCAAAGAUGGAUGUUUACGUUCAGGUGAAUCUUACUCUGUUUACCACACCAGCCCCACCUUGCCGUGUCUCUCCAGGCCAGUGGUUCUGUGGUCUCAGCAGGAUGUGUGCAGAUGGUUGAAGAAGCACUGUCCACACAACUACUUGACCUAUGUUGAAGCCUUCUCCCACCACGCCAUUACAGGUCGUGCUCUCUUGAGAUUGAAUGGCGAGAAGUUAGAGCGGAUGGGUUUGGUUCAGGAGACUCUGAGACAAGAGCUUCUCCAGCAGGUUCUACAACUACAAGUACAAGAGGAAGGGCGCAACUUACAGCUGCUAAGCAGAGGGCUAUCCGGAAACCUGUCAUAGCUUCAACCAUGCGUAGGGCAGUUCUACCAGACUAGCUGCAUUCUGAAGGGACAUCAGUGUGUUUGGUCAGGCUGAGGCCAGACACAUUUGACUGGAGCUGUCAUGGACUGGGACACGGGGACAGGUUUCAGUUAUACAGCUCAACCCCCACAUUCUCGCUACACGUAUAGAAAACUCAUAUCAAAUGAGAUCUACACAAGGAGCUUUCAUGUGCACCCAUGAUUUAUCAACCCCAAAUCUGCUUCGAAAUGCAAACAAAAUGCAGAGGAAUCUUGAAUCUUUAUAUCUGAUAAAGGCGAACUUAGCUGGCUGUACCAAAGCUUCCUGGAUUUUGUAAAAACUCAGUUCCACUUUAAAGUCUACAAGACCUUCUACAAUGAUGUCUGGUAAUACUGUCAGAAAUUGCUGUAUUAAAAGCUAUAUUAUGAGCUUUCACCCACAGAAGCAAGCUUGCUAGCUAUUUUCUGCUGGAAUGUGACUUUGCCAGACGUGCCCUCAAACGUGCCGGUCAAGAUUGUGGUUCUACGUAAGCAAAUUGUGUCCAGUUCCUACAGGUGUUUCAGGACUCAUUUCACGUUAGAUAUGAACCUAAAUGAAUUAAACCUGCAUUUGUACUGUGAGUCCAACUGGACGGCCUGUU
This is a messenger RNA of Sinocyclocheilus grahami, 1054 nucleotides long. RefSeq names its product sterile alpha motif domain-containing protein 10-like. Gene Ontology annotation, molecular function: protein binding. The transcript has 5 exons. The record is from RefSeq and is a predicted model, not a curated record. Gene Ontology annotation, biological process: cell surface receptor protein tyrosine kinase signaling pathway. Gene Ontology annotation, cellular component: cytoplasmic side of plasma membrane. Lineage: Eukaryota; Metazoa; Chordata; Actinopteri; Cypriniformes; Cyprinidae. Bases 1 to 414 code for a protein of 137 amino acids.